AUGCCUAGACAAGAAACACUCCAUCUGCAUCCCCUUGGCUGGGAGAAUGAUCUCGAAGAGGAGCGCUUCAAGGUUUCUACUCUUGACUACCUGACCGGUCUCACAUACUGCAAUUUUGCAAUCUUCUUCCGAUUAAAAGAUGGCGACAAGGAAAAAGCGGUCGAUGUUUUAAAGGCCGCCCUUGAGCGAACUCUGAGCCAAGCCCGAAUUCUCUGUGGAACCAUUGAGAAAGAUCAGUCCGGGGGUCACUCCUUUGUGAAGAAGAAAGAAAGCACGGUGCGAUUUAUCGUCCAGUGGCUCGACGCCCCCGAGGACAGUGAUUCAUAUCCCUCGUUUGACGAUAUUGCCCAGCAAAACUUUUGCAGCACUUCUCUACCCGACUUCAACGAAUGGAGUAUACCUCCCAUGACAUAUGGUGAUAAGCCCGAAGCCCAUCCUGAUCUUAGCCCUGAAGUAGCGGCCUACAAGGCAAAUUUUGUCCGGGGAGGACUAGUCUUCAUCAUGGCUCAUCAUCAUUAUGCAAACGAUGUGAUGGGAUGGGCAGGUCUUACACAUCAACUGGCUGAGAAUUCCCAUGCGAUCGUCAAUCAAACAUCUUUUCCCCCGUGGGACUCUUCAUGCCUAGACGUGUCACGCCUAACUAAGCCCAUGGUGCCGGAAGAAUUCCGAAUCGAUGGGCCCCCCAUGCCAGAGCGUCAUCUCGACCAUAUCACUGCUGAAAUGCUCCUUUUCCACCUGCCGAAAAGCAAAGCAGCGGAGCUGAAACGGCUUGCGUCACCACCAGACGGAUCUCGAAUUUCCACCUACGACGCCUUUUCCGCCUACCUAUGGCGCACCGUCAGUCGACUACGGGCACCCGUCUUCAAGCCAGAUCUCUCGGCGCCGCUAUUUUGGUCUGAAGCAGUUGACAUGCGACGCCGUAUGCACAGCCCCAAGGUUCACUCCCGGGUUCAACAAAAUGUGAUGUCUGCUGCGCUUUCAGACAGAGUUUCUGUAACUGCGCCCGUGGCGGCAGAGGUAAUUUCUGAAUGGCCGUUAUGGAAACUCGCUUUUCACAUUCGACAGAUGACCAAUAGUACGACCCAAGAAGCCCUUGACAGAUCUCUUGAUGCCAUCGCAAAUAUACGCGACAAAACGGCGUUGAAUAUCCGGAUCACCUCGUAUCCGCCCAUGUCGAUUCUGCAAACAGAUCAUCGCAAUGCUAAUAUCACGGGAGCUGAUUUUGGAUUUGCAAGGCCUGUGAUAUAUCGCGUUCUCGUGGAUAGCAUCACGCAGGGUGUUAAUAUCAUCUACCCCCCGCGUGCUUCGCCUCCGGACACCGAUGAAGGACCGGAGUUUUCGAUAUCGUAUGAGAAGAGCCUUAAACAAGCACUUAUUGAUGAUCCUGAGUGGAAUAAGUAUUUUGAGUAUCGGGGGGUUGAUGCGAUCGAUGCCAACGAUCAUUAA
Penicillium waksmanii is the source of this 1446-nucleotide messenger RNA. RefSeq lists its product as uncharacterized. Bases 1 to 1446 code for a protein of 481 amino acids. The record is from RefSeq and is a predicted model, not a curated record. The transcript has a single exon. Lineage: Eukaryota; Fungi; Ascomycota; Eurotiomycetes; Eurotiales; Aspergillaceae.